Molecule: messenger RNA, 1051 nt
Organism: Anarrhichthys ocellatus (wolf-eel)
Lineage: Eukaryota; Metazoa; Chordata; Actinopteri; Perciformes; Anarhichadidae
Product: glutamine amidotransferase-like class 1 domain-containing protein 3A, mitochondrial
Exons: 4
Coding region: 37-798 (253 amino acids)
Source: RefSeq, a predicted model, not a curated record
AAGAAGGGGGGGCGUCCUCUCCGCUGACAGUCCGCCAUGCUCACCCUGCUGCGCCACUUUGGUCGCAACUUACCGACGCUCAGGCCCAUUCAGACAGUACAUACAAGUUACUACGCCACACAGAUGGGUAAGCGCGUGGCUGUGGUGUUGGCGGGCUGCGGGGUUUAUGACGGCAGUGAGAUCCACGAGGCCUCCGCUGUUUUGGUCCACCUGAGCAGAGGAGGUGCGAGUGUCAACAUGUUUGCCCCCAACAUUGACCAGAUGCACGUUGUGAACCACCUGAAGGGCGAGCCGUCCGAGGAGAAGAGGAACGUGUUGGUGGAGAGCGCAAGACUGGCCCGUGGAAACAUCCAGGACCUGGCUAAACUCAGUGUUAAAGACCAUGACGCCGUUAUAUUCCCAGGUGGUUUUGGGGCAGCGAAGAACCUCUGUACGUGGGCCGUGCAGGGGAAGGACUGCUCUGUGAAUGACGAGGUUAAGGCGGCGCUGCAGGCGUUCCACGGCGAGGGGAAGCCCAUCGGCCUCUGCUGCAUCUCACCUGUCCUGGCUGCCAAGGUGUUUCCCGGCUGCGAGGUCACCGUCGGCAUCGAGAAGGAUGACAAGUAUCCCGACACUGCCGACACCGCGGCGGCCAUCAACCAGUUGGGCUGCAAGCACGUGAGUAAGAGCGUCCGCGAGACCCACGUGGACGAGAAGAACAAGCUGGUCACCACCUCUGCGUUCAUGUGCAAUGCUCCGAUACACGAGGUAUUCGAUGGCAUCGGGGCGAUGGUGCAGGACGUGCUGAAACUCGCUUGAUUGUAACAAAACUCGCGUGGAGAAGAUAAUUAGGGGGGGGGUAGAACGAUCUUAACCCCUUGAUCAAAAGCACUUCCAGAAACAUGUUUGUAGUCGUGAUGUGCACCACAUGGUCUGAUUUAUUUAGCAAAAAUCUCUGUGAGUCAAUCUUACUGGAUUAUAUUCUGAUGCAGUGGAUCGGUAUCGUGUUGGCAAUGCUAGCAGCUAUGGUAUUGUACAAAAACAAAAAAAUGCAAUAAAAUUUUAAAGUUCA